AAGAACUGACAUAAUUGAUUUUAAUAUUAAUAUCAUUUUGAAAAACGGAUUGCAAGUGUUAAAGAGAAAGAAGUGGUUUUUGCUAAUCUUCAAAAAAAUGAAGUUUUCACUAUGUUUUUGUAUUAUAAUGGUUCUAAAAUUGACUGCAACAGCAAAGCAAGUAACUUCAUUUGUACAAGGAGCUGAAAAGUUUAGUGCUAAUUUAACAGCGUCUUAUUCAAAGCAAAGACCUGAUGGUAAUUUUCUGGUUUCUCCGGCAGGUAAUGUAAUGUCCAUGACAUAUCUCCAAUCCUUCUCUUCUUCUCCUGCAAUUUUCCAAAUUAUGGAAGCAUUUGGAUUAACUUUGGAUAGCCUUAAACGAUCCAAAUUUAAAUUAUUCACAGAUAAUUUAGUUGGUGAUAAGGAUGUCUCAAUUAGUGUUUCGACAGGAUUAUUUAUAAGUCCUGAUGUGAGAAUAUAUCGCCGUUUUGCUUGCGUAUCAAAAAUAUUUUUCAAAGCACAUAUUGAGAACGUUAAUUUCACCUAUCCGUCGGCAUCAAAAAUCAUAAAUUCUUGGAUAGAAAAUGACAAUGAUUAUAGAUUUAAAGGAGAUCUUAAAUUUGAUAUAGACAAUGCUAUUAGUUUGUUUCUUGCUAAUGUUGUUUACUUCAGAGGUAAUUGGCUUAAUAAGUUUCCAAUUGGAAACACGAUCAAUGAAAAAUUCACUACUAGCAAAAAAGAAUAUAAUGUACCAAUGAUGUAUCGAACCGGUUCUUUUUAUACUGGAUCAAUUCCUGGCGUAAAGGCGUCAUUCAUAGAACUUCCUUAUGAGAACAAGAAAUUUUCAAUGAUUAUAAUCCUUCCUGAUGAAAUAAACGGCCUCGAGGAAGUAGAAGAUAAAUUGUCAACAUUAAAUAUACAAAAACUUACAGAAAAUGGAGAAUCUAAACAUGUUAAAUUGAGUAUACCUAAAUUCAAAAUUAGAAAACUUACUGAAAUGUCGAGCACUUUGAAGUCGAUGGGUAUUUCUGAAAUUUUCGAUUAUAGACAAAAUUUUGUUCGCAUUUCAAAACAUGACUGUAAUGUGUCUAGAUAUUAUGACAUGUCUUUCAUUGAGGUCUAUGAAGAUGGCACUGAGUCAAGCAGUUACGAUGUGGAAGAAUCCGAUUAUGAGGGUGAUGAUGAUGAUGGUAUAAAUUCUUCUAAUGUGGCCUCUUUUGCAGUAAAUCAUCCUUUUCAUUUUAAAAUAAUUAAAAAUAUUAAUGAUUAUGAUAAUGUAAUUUUGUUUGCUGGCAGUGUAAGAGAAUUUUCUGCAAAAAUGAAGCCAUCAUUAUGUUUUUGUCUUCUAUUGAUCCUAAAGUUGACUGUAGCAGCGGAGAAUUUCCAUCCGUUUACUAAAGCUGCCGAAAACUUUAGUGCUAGAUUAACAAGGAUUAUUUCGAAAAACGAAACAGAAAACGUCGUCACCUGCCCAGUUGGUGAGGUAAUUGCUCUAUCUUUACUGGGCUCUUCCUCCUAUUUAACAGCUUUAACGGAAAUUAAAGAUGCAAUGGGCAUAACGCCCGAAGUUAAUACAAGAGAGGAAUUUCAAUUCUUUAUUGACAAUUUACAUGUCAAUACUAGCGUAACACUUAAAAUUUUGACUGGUCUAUUCAUAAAUUCAAAGGUUCCAAUAAUCAGUGAAUUUAAGAAUUUAUCGAUGGACUUUUUCAAAAUAAAAGUUGAUUCCAUUGAUUACUCCGAUGCAUAUGGUGCUGCAAUCAAAAUUAAUUCUUGGCUAGAAGAAGAGACAGAUUUCGAAAUUGAUAAUAUCCUUGAUUUUGAAAAAGUGAACGAGUCCACAAGUAUGAUUGUUACAAAUGUUGUCAACUUUAGAGGUAACUGGCUCAAUGGGUUUGAUACAGAUUCAACGGUAAUAAACACAUUUUCUACUAGUGAUGGUGAUAAACAAAAUGUACCAAUGAUGUAUACGAAUAAUUCUUUCAUAACUGGAUCAGUUUCCGAUUUAAAUGCUUCAUUUAUUGAACUCCCUUAUGAGGACACUCUAUUUUCAAUGAUUAUUAUCCUUCCUAAUGAAGUAAAUGGAUUGGAAGAAGUGGAAGAUAAAUUAGCGACAAUGACUAUUAAAGAACUUAGACAGAAUGGCAAAAAUGAAACUGUCAGAUUGAGUAUGCCAAGAUUCGAAAUUGAAACCGAAUUAGAAAUGACAAGCGCAUUAAAUAAGAUGGGUGUCAAUGCAAUAUUCACAGACUCAGAUUAUUUUGAUCGUAUUUCUAAGAACGCAACUCAUGUGAGUCAGUUUUUGCAAAAAUCUUGCAUUAACGUAAAUGAACAAGGGACAGUAGCAUCUGGAGUCGUUGGAUUCCAAAGCGCAUCCCUGGUAGUAGAUGGCACUAAUUAUUCUGAAGUUCCUACGUUUGUAGUCGAUCGGCCUUUCCAUUACAAAAUCAUUAAAAAUGUUAAUGAUGAUUCUGGCGAAAGUAUUGUUCUGUUUGCUGGUAAUGUUAAGAAAAUUGAAGAAAAUCCAUUUGCUAUAUUUGAAUAAUAAUUAUGU
Leptopilina heterotoma is the source of this 2533-nucleotide messenger RNA. RefSeq lists its product as uncharacterized. Bases 98 to 2524 code for a protein of 808 amino acids. The record is from RefSeq and is a predicted model, not a curated record. NCBI's taxonomy places the organism in Eukaryota, Metazoa, Arthropoda, Insecta, Hymenoptera, Figitidae. Gene Ontology annotation, molecular function: serine-type endopeptidase inhibitor activity. The transcript is spliced from 16 exons.